Molecule: messenger RNA, 1998 nt
Organism: Microplitis demolitor
Lineage: Eukaryota; Metazoa; Arthropoda; Insecta; Hymenoptera; Braconidae
Product: beta-1,4-mannosyltransferase egh-like
Exons: 2
Coding region: 609-1967 (452 amino acids)
Cellular component (GO): cytoplasm
Molecular function (GO): beta-1,4-mannosyltransferase activity
Source: RefSeq, a predicted model, not a curated record
UUAGAUUGUAUUUAAGUAUUAAAAUAAUAAUAAAGAUAAUUAAAAAAAAAAUUAUUUAUUAGAAUUGUGUUUUAUUAAUUUUAAGGGUCAAGAAUUGAAAAUAUCAAAAAAGUCAAAGAUACCUUUUUUGUAGAGCGUUAAAUUCCCUACAAAAAAGCUCUUGAUGACUUUUUUCCCAGACCAAUAUUUAAGUGUUAAAUAAAAGUUUUUAACUUAGUCAAUGGUAAUUUACUACGUCGUAUAAAAGUGUCUUAUUAUGAGCUAGUAGGGUAAGACUCACGAAAAGCUGCACGAUUUCACCUAAAGUGCAGGUGUACGUAUACCCUAACGUAACACUAUUGCAGUAUCACCAAUGACAUAAUUUUUGCAACAAUCAUUUUUCAAUAAUUUUGUUUUCCCAAGUAAUAUAUUUAUUAAAACUAAAUGCAACGUGAGUAAAUAUAAGUUAGUCAAUAACGAAAUUUAUUCUUCGAUAAGAUUUCUAAAUUAAGAUUAUCAAUGUUUACAUAUAAAUAAGUACUUCUGUAAGAAAGUUUAUUAGUCAAUAUGAAUUUCCAAUUUUAAAAGAAAACUUCACUAAAAAUAUCAAAUAGGUGGAAACAUAAAAAAUGUUAGGUUAUAAAAUAAAACAUAUUUUGCAUUGUUGUGUAUUUUUGACCAUAAUAAUAGGAGCACUAAAAGUACGAAUAUAUCGUUAUUUGAGUGGGAAUGACAAAAGUGAUUAUUCUACCUUUACAAUAUUAUUCAAUUGUAUUAAACUGGCGACAUUAAUUUCGCUGCCUCAUAUGUUAUUCAAUUUUCUCGGCCUAAUACUGUACGAUGCGUUUCCGGGUAAGGUUAAGUUAAAGGGCUCGCCAUUGUUGGCGCCAUUUAUAAACAUACGGGUAGUGACCCGCGGGGAUUAUCCGCAAUUGGUUAAAACGAAUGUGAAGCGUAACUUGAAAACGUGCAUGGACGCGGGAUUGAAGAACUUCCAGAUAGAAGUCGUCACUGGCAAGCCGAUUGGGUUGAUGUCGCACAGAAGAAUCCGGGAACUAGUGGUUCCGAACGAGUACCAGACCAAGACCGGGGCCUUAUUCAAAGCACGCAACCUACAGUACUGCCUUGAGGACGGGGUCAACGAGCUAGCUGAUCAUGACUGGAUCGUCCAUCUUGACGAAGAAACGCUUCUUACUGAGAACUCGAUCUACGGGAUCCUCAACUUUGUCCUCGAUGGCAAGCAUCCUUUCGGCCAGGGUCUCAUCACUUACGCAAACGAGACCGUCGUCAACUGGAUCACCACCGUAGCUGACAGCAUCAGAGUCACUGAUGACAUGGGGAAGCUCAGGUUCCAGUUCCAUACGUUCCACAGGCCACUGUUUAGUAUAAAAGGUUCCUUCCUCGUUGCUCAGACUGGUGCCGAGAAACACGUGUCCUUUGACAAUGGGCUAGAUGGUUCCAUAGCCGAGGACUGUUUCUUCGCACUGAAGGCUGACAGCCUCGGGUACACCUUCGACUUCAUCGAAGGCGAGAUGUGGGAAAUGUCUGUAUUCACAAUAUCCGACUUUAUCCGACAGCGUACGCGUUGGAACCAUGGUAUCUACUUAGUCAUAACCUCCAAUCUCAUUCCUCUAAAAAAUAAAAUAUAUGUCGUCUUUAUGUGGACCUCAUUGCAAUUAUUACCUUUAGCAAUUACGUGUGGCUUACUACCCUUCAUUAUUAACCUAGAUUACUACAUCCUCAUCGAUUUGCCCGGUAUUUUUAUUCACAUCAUCACAACUUAUACGUACAUCUACGGUUCUAUUCAGUCGAUUUCAUUUGAAAAUUACAGUACACUCUCAUCAGUUAUGUUAAAAAUUUUACUGUUAUUUUCACCAGUGACAGUUAUCUUAGAAUGUAUUGCCUUAGUGUGUGCCUUCUUCGAUCGUAAUUACUACAAAUUUUAUGUAGUUAAUAAAGAUCAAUCAGUAGCUAAUCAUCAAGAUUGAUGUAUAUUGAAUAUACUCGUUGAAUAAACGA